AUGGCGCUCUGGCGUGGCAACACGGCCAAUGUGCUUCGCUACUUUCCAACGCAGACACUCAACUUUGCCUUUAAGGACAUGUACAAGCAGAUGUUUGGUUUCAACAAGAAAAUGGACGGCUUUGCGAUGUGGACAUUGGGCAACAUUGGAUCUGGCGCAGCGGCGGGCGCUACCAGCUCCCUCUUUGUCUACUCGUUUGACUACGCGCGAACGCGCCUUGCCAACGAUGCCAAGAUGGCAGGCGGUAAGCGCCAGUUUCGCAGCAUGACUGAUGUUUACCGCAAGACGCUCGCGUCUGACGGGGUCGUAGGACUAUACCGUGGUUUCAUGCCCUCCCUGUGGGGCAUCAUGGUCUAUCGCGGCUUCUACUUCGGCCUGUACGACUCGCUCAAGCCGGUGGUGCUCGUUGGGCAGCUGCAGGACAACUUCGCGGCGUCGUUUUUUGCUGGCGUGGUGCCGUACCCGCUCGACACCAUCCGCCGCCGCAUGAUGAUGACGUCCGGCGAGGCGGUCAAGUAUAGGAACAUGAUCGACGCGGCGAGACAGAUUAUCGCGCAGAACGGUGUCAGGUCUCUGUUCAACGGAUGCGGAGCCAACAUUUUGCGAGCCGUCGCAGCUGGCGUGCUGGCCAUCCAUGACCAAGUCCAGCUGAUUGUUUUCGGAAAGGUGUUUUAA
This is a messenger RNA of Cordyceps fumosorosea ARSEF 2679, 675 nucleotides long. RefSeq names its product ADP, ATP carrier protein. NCBI's taxonomy places the organism in Eukaryota, Fungi, Ascomycota, Sordariomycetes, Hypocreales, Cordycipitaceae. Gene Ontology annotation, molecular function: ATP:ADP antiporter activity. Gene Ontology annotation, cellular component: mitochondrial inner membrane. Bases 1 to 675 code for a protein of 224 amino acids. The record is from RefSeq and is a predicted model, not a curated record. The transcript is spliced from 3 exons. Gene Ontology annotation, biological process: mitochondrial ATP transmembrane transport; mitochondrial ADP transmembrane transport.